Messenger RNA from Vicia villosa (hairy vetch), 1533 nucleotides. RefSeq lists its product as uncharacterized. The coding region runs from base 1 to 1533 and encodes 510 amino acids. NCBI's taxonomy places the organism in Eukaryota, Viridiplantae, Streptophyta, Magnoliopsida, Fabales, Fabaceae. The transcript is spliced from 9 exons. The record is from RefSeq and is a predicted model, not a curated record.
AUGUCAAGGGCUCCGAUCCUUAUCAAAGAUCUGGUCAAGGGAAACCAGAUAUGGAAAAUGGCUAUUAGGGUUGUUGAUUUGUGGAUUGUUACUGAAAAAAUGGGUGAUAAGAUUCAUGUCACCACCAGGAACAAAGACUUCAACGAUUGGGUUCAACAGGUCAAGGAGCAUGACACUUUUUUUCUGUAUAAUGGAGAACCUGUUGACAAUGACGCCCCUUUGAAAGUUUGCUCUAACCCACUCAAGCUCGUCUUCAACGGAGGAACUACGAUGACGAAUUUCUCCAUACCCGGAAUACCAUCUCACAAAUUCUAUGUCAUUGGAGUGUUGCAAGAUGUUGUUAAGACCCAACAUGGAGGUGGUGGUAGAAAAUCUUGCGUCAACGUCACUUUACGUGAUGUCGAAAGAAAUAUCAUUGAGCUGGUCUUAUGGGAUGAUUACGGCAAGCAAUUCAUGAACUACACUACCCCGGACAACAUUUCUGGGCCUACUAUUGUCAUACUGACACAUGCCUGGUGCAAGCCAAAUACAGUUUCAGGUUUCCCAUGUCUAUCCAAUGCAUGGAACGGCUCAAGGCUUUACAUAAACUUGGAGCAUCCACAUGUGGAUGAAUUCAAAGCUAAUUUUAGAGCAACUGCUUUGUCCAAUAUACCUGCCCUUUCCCAAUCACUAACCUGUGAUUCAACCAUUCAACCUGCUAACAACUUCUGGACUAGCUUGGGUGAGGUCAAGAGUAUCAAAGCAAUCUCUGAUUUGGGAAAGGAUUGUUAUGCAACUACGAUUGGGACUACCGUCAGUUUAAGAGCCUCCAAAAACGGUUGGUAUUUUGAGUCAUGCACUGGAUCCUCUGGGAAUGCAAAUCCGGAACCUGUUACCAAAUUCAAAGUUGAAGUGGAGGUAGUAUAUGAUGGACACAAGGGAAUCUUUGUUUUUUGGGAUAAGGACUGUAUUCCUUAUACUAAACUGAAUGCUAAGGAAAUAAGAGAAGUUAUGAAGACGGUGAGUUUGACAGUGCCGAAUAACUUCCAUUCUUACGUCCAGUUUAUUUGUUUAGCUAUUAUUAACUAUAUUAGUUGUUGUUAUCAAUGGGCUGGAGAGGACAACCCAAAGAUUUGGCCUGCUCAACUCGAUGUCUUGCUGAAUAGAGAACUCGCCUUUCGUAUCAAGUAUCAAUCACAAUACCGACAAUUCUCAGUCGUGAAAAUACUUAAUGAGGAAGACCUUUACAACAAGUUUCACAACUACCUCACCACAAAUCAGAAUCCAAUCAAUCCUCCUGUUCUAGCAAAUUCCACCAACGCUCAUAAUACAAACCAAGCCUCACAAACAUGUGAACAAUCUCUUUGCGCUAGAGCUGACUCAGCUACUAACCAUACUUCGAGUCCAGAAGCAAGCUCCAACGCCACUCUUGCCAAGAGGAUUGCUAUGUCAACAUCGGUUAAUGAUAUCAUACUGACUGAAGAACUCACUCCUAAGCAAUCGGCCACAAAACCCAAGCCUGGAAAGAAGACUAAGCAUUUGAAGAAGGAGUAA